Emericellopsis cladophorae is the source of this 318-nucleotide messenger RNA. Its product is annotated as endoxylanase. The coding region runs from base 1 to 318 and encodes 105 amino acids. Gene Ontology annotation, biological process: carbohydrate metabolic process. Gene Ontology annotation, molecular function: hydrolase activity, hydrolyzing O-glycosyl compounds. Lineage: Eukaryota; Fungi; Ascomycota; Sordariomycetes; Hypocreales; Bionectriaceae. The record is from RefSeq and is a predicted model, not a curated record. The transcript has a single exon.
AUGGGCUCGGCUGUCCAGGGUGCUCUCGAGCAGCUGGCGUCGGCGCCCGUGGACGAGGUGGCCAUCAUGGAGCUCGACAUUGCCCAGGCACCCUCGGAAGAUUACACGGCUGUGGUCCAGGCUUGCCUGAACAUUGAAAAGUGCAGGUCCAUUACCGUCUGGGGCGUGAGUGAUGCUGUGAGUCUCUGGUCUUUGACGUGGAUUGUGAAUCUUGCUAACACCCCCGAGGACUCCUGGCGUCAGGGAGAUAACCCUCUCUUGUUCGACGGCAGCUUCAACGCCAAGCCUGCUUACGAUGCCAUUCUGAAUAUUCUUUAA